AUGCCCAUCAAAGCGCCUUUAACUCCUCUGCCUAAGGAAGGGCUGUGGCUCAAGAGAGAGGGCACGUGGUUUCCACGAAGGUUGUAUCCCCGGCAUCUCCGCAUACAGGAUCGGAGUUGGGUCCCAGGUUUUGGGCAAGACCGUUCUUAUUUAUACCCGGGUGUGACGCAGUCGUGGAAGCUGCCAGGGAGCCCAUCUCCGGGACUUUCUCUGGAGCUGAGUUGCGGCGUCAGCCCUGGCCAAGUGACGCUGCAGCCAAAUCAAACCCUCGUGUUGGACUGCAACCCGCCUCCUGUCGAGCAGCUCCUCGGCGUCACCUGGAUGAAGAACGGGCUUCGGGUGGCGGAAGAGGAGAGCCUUCGAGUCCUGCCCAAUGGAUCUCUGUUCAUAUCAGCGUCCCAGGCGGCCUUGGAGGAGGGCAGCUCUCUUAGAGGGUCCAGCGUGGAGGGGAAUUACUCCUGCGUCUCCCACAGAUCGCUCGGCUCUGUUGCUAGCCAAACGGUUCUGCUUCGUGCCUCGACGUUGUCUCCAUUUUUUCAACAACCAGAGUCCCAGACAGUGGAAGAGAACGGCGUGGCCCGUUUCGAGUGUCGGAUUGAGGGGCUGCCGGCUCCGGAAGUUGCCUGGGAGAAAGACCACACGCCUGUCCCUUUAGAGCCCAGGUUCAUUAUUCUCCCAAACGGGGUCCUCCAGAUCAUAGACGUGCAGGAGAGGGACGCGGGGGCCUACUGGUGCGUGGGGAGCAACUGGGCAGGAAGACGCCACAGCCCCGAAGCCAUCCUGAGUGUCGUGAAAGGCAACCAGCCACCAACCACAGGAGAUGUGGCCAUUGCUGCUGCGCCGGAGAACACCACCGUUGCAGUUGGAGAGAGCGCUGUGCUGGAGUGCAUGGCUGCUGCAGACCCCACACCAUUUGUCUCUUGGAUCCGGGAGGACGGGAACCCCAUUUCCACCGAUGUGAUCGUGCUGGGACGCACCAAUCUCGUGAUUCCUCACGCCCAGCCCCACCACGCAGGAGUGUACGUCUGUCGUGCCAAUAAACCCCAGACGAGGCAGUUUGUGACCGCUGCAGCUGAGCUCCGAGUCCUUGCUCCUCCAUCCAUCUCCCAGGUGCCCGAAACCAUUUCCCGGACCCGAGCUAGCACCGCCAGGUUCCUCUGCAGAGCGGAAGGAGAGCCGCCACCCACCAUCCACUGGAUGAAGAACGGGAAGCCCAUCUUGUCCAACGGGCGGGUGAAGGCACAGAGCGGCGGCACUUUGGUCAUCAACCAGAUCGGGAUGGACGACGCCGGCUACUACCAGUGUGUGGCGGAAAACCUACUGGGCAUGGCCUGCGCCACCGCCCGGCUGGCGGUGAUUGUGCGGGAAGGGCUGCCCAGCGCACCAAAGAAAGUGAGGGCCAGUUCGCUCUCCAGCACCACCGUCUUGGUGUCCUGGGAGCGGCCGGAGUUCAACAGCGAACAGAUCAUUGGCUUCUCGUUGCAUUACCAGAAAGCUUUGGGCACCGACAACGUUGAGUUCCAGUUUGCGGUGAACAACGACACGACGGAAUAUCCGGUGAAGGACCUGGAGCCCAACACAAACUACGUCUUCUACGUGGUGGCCUAUUCGCAGCUGGGAGCCAGCCGGACGUCCGCGUCCAUCGUCGUCCAGACUCUGGAGGAUGUUCCAGGCGCUGCUCCUCAGGUGUCGCUAUCGAGUGCCACGCCCACGGACAUCAAAGUGACGUGGCUGCCCCUCCCUCCUGAACUCAGUAAUGGGAAGAUCACCAAGUACAAAAUCGACUAUGCCCCUCUCAAGGAAGAGCUGAUCUCCUCCACCGAAGUUGGCGCCAACGAAACCCACUUCACUCUUUACGGCUUGCACCCGAACAAAGUUUACAAAGUGCGCAUCGCGGCCAGCACCAGCAUGGGCUACGGGGCCCCUUCCGAGUGGACACAGCAUCGUACCCCGGAUAGAGACAACCAGACACAGGUUCCAUUUGCCCCGACUGAGUUAAAAGUCCGGGCCAAGAUGGAAUCUCUCUUAGUGACCUGGCAACCCCCAGCCAGCCACGCCCAGUUUUCGGGCUACAAGCUCUACUACCGAGAAGUGGCCGCUGAGGAUAUGAGCGAAGAAAGCCCCUCCGAGGGCGGGGACGACGGCCUUUGGGAUGUUGGCCCGAUCAAGCUGAAGAAGAAAGUCAAGCAAUAUGAGCUGACCCAGCUCGUUCCUGGAAGACUCUAUGAGGUGAAGUUGGUGGCGUUCAACAAGCACGAAGACGGCUACGCUGCAGUGUGGAAAGGCAAGACGGAGAGAGCUCCGGUCACCUCAGCCAACCCCCUAGUUCGGAAGGGCCCCCCGCUGCCCCCGGCCCACAUCUAUGCGGAAUCCAACAGCUCCACGUCCAUCUGGCUACGAUGGAAGAAGCCCGAUUUCACCACGGUGAAGAUCGUCAAUUACACCGUUCGCUUCAGCCCUUGGGGGCUCAAGAACGCCUCGCUCGUGACGUACCACACGAGUUCUGACGAAGACAUCCUCAUCAGUGGGCUGAAGCCGUUCACCAGGUACGAGUUCGCUGUGCAGUCGAAUGGAAUCGGCAUCGAUGGGCCCUUUGGGAAUGUGGUGGAAUGGUUCACCCUUCCAGACAGACCAUCGACGCCUCCCUCAGACCUGCGCCUGCACCCCCUCAAUCCCUAUGCCGUCCAGGUCCACUGGUGCCCCCCGUCAGAACCCAACGGCAUCAUCGUGGAGUAUGUGAUCCUGUACAACGCCAACAACACGCAACCGGAUGAGAUGUGGACUCUCCUGACAAGAGAGGGCAAUACGUUCAGCACUGAGGUGCACGGGCUGGAAAGCGACACCCGGUACUUCUUCAAGAUGGGAGCGAAAACGGUGGUCGGGUCAGGCCCCUACUCAAACGUGAAGGACGUGCAGACCCUGCAGGAGCGGUUUUUGGAUCUCUUGGAUGUCCACUCGGUCACGGGGAUCAUCGUGGGAGGCUGCCUGGGCCUGCUCUGCAUCCUCUUCUGCAUGUGCGCCACCUUCCACAGCAACAAACCAAGGGAGUCGGUGCCAGGUUUGGAUGCCCAAGCAGCCAGGAACCACCUGUAUUACCUCCGGAACCGCCAGCCGCUGCCCCCGACGGUGGCUCCAUCUGAUUCUCAUGAGCUGCAGUCUCUGAUGGCCCCGCUGCCCGAGCACGCUCCGUCGCCCCCCACAGAGGUCCUGGAACUGGUGGAAGCGCAGGGCCUUAUCCGGGGCAGUCUCCUGGAAGACAGUGCAAGCCACAUCAAAAGGAAGCCGCCUUGGGAGAAGCCUCUUGAGAGCUGGCCAAGCAGCGUCACCAGCUACGGAGAAGAGACGGUUGCAAAAGAAGCGUCUGUUGCUAUGAACGGAGCCUUGAAGGUGGCGUCCAACGGGGGGCGGGACCUCUUGUUACACGCAUUGGUGUACGAGACGGUGAGUAAUGAACGGAAGAAGGAUCAAGCGCUUGGCACCCUCAACCAGAUGGAAGCGGAAGUCAUCGUCCAUUCUGAUUUCUCGGCCUCCAGAGGUUACGACUCCCAGCUCAGCACGCCGGACCCAGAAGGGCCGUUCGUCGAGAACCAGGGCCCAAAACACCUCCCUGCACAGGGAAGCCCACCUCAAAAGGCUUCUCCCGGCUGCUCUGAGGAGAGCCAGGAAGAAGAGAGCAACUCGGAGGCCUCUGGUACGUCGCUAAGGACUGAGAGGCAGACUUACAAGAUGGCCGCCGGGUUGCCCAGGCCUGGAGAACACUUUGACUCAGUGGGGAGUGGGGACUCGGACUUCCUUCAGGGAGAGGGAGAGAAUGUGGACCCUGUCCCCUGUGAUGUUUUCCCCCAAAGCCAGUCCCAGGUCUUGCUGUGUGGAGGCCUCUCUAGCCUAAUCCAUUCUCCCACAGCAUUUGAGAACGUAGCCUGCACUCACCACGUUUGAAGGGAGCCUUUGACUAAAUCGUUCGCCCUGGCAAAGCUAGAAAUCGCGUAACAUCUUCGAUGGUACUAAAUAGCCUCAUGGUUCGGAGUUUGAAUGAAAAGGAGAGGAGGGGCU
Messenger RNA from Heteronotia binoei (common prickly gecko), 4053 nucleotides. RefSeq names its product immunoglobulin superfamily DCC subclass member 4 (gene IGDCC4). The record is from RefSeq and is a predicted model, not a curated record. Gene Ontology annotation, biological process: cell-cell adhesion; axon guidance. Gene Ontology annotation, molecular function: protein binding. Lineage: Eukaryota; Metazoa; Chordata; Lepidosauria; Squamata; Gekkonidae. Gene Ontology annotation, cellular component: axon; plasma membrane.